Phlebotomus argentipes is the source of this 1692-nucleotide messenger RNA. Its product is annotated as ovarian-specific serine/threonine-protein kinase Lok-like. The coding region runs from base 87 to 1481 and encodes 464 amino acids. Gene Ontology annotation, cellular component: nucleus; cytoplasm. Gene Ontology annotation, biological process: protein phosphorylation; mitotic DNA damage checkpoint signaling. Gene Ontology annotation, molecular function: ATP binding; protein serine/threonine kinase activity; protein binding. The transcript has a single exon. The record is from RefSeq and is a predicted model, not a curated record. Lineage: Eukaryota; Metazoa; Arthropoda; Insecta; Diptera; Psychodidae.
AUGCGCCAGUUUGUUUGUGCUCGCUGUGUUUUUCUGUUUAUGUGCCCUCAAAAGGCUUCCGGAAGCUGAGCCCCCAGGCUGUGAAGAUGACCAAUACAUCGCAGGACUGCACACAAAGCCAGUCACAGUCCUUCACGGACAGUGAGUACGCAUCGCAAGAGACAAUCGGUGCCGAGGAGCUCGAUAACACCAGGCAUCCGUGGGGGCGAGUUUUUGUGCAGAAGCUGCGCGCCCCCAUGGAAGCGUCCGCCAGAGAGUGCUGCCUCAAUGACUACUGCAACGACGGAGAUGGCACAUUUCACGAUCUCUUCGACGAGGAGUGGUCAGUUGGCCGCGAAGGCGCCUUGAGUUUCAUCAUCACGCAGAGCGAGAUGCCGGAAAGCGAGCGACUGAAGCUGAGCAAGGUGCAUUUUGUCAUCAGACGCGACUUGAGCCACCCCUUCAAUCCACCCAUACUGGAAGAUCUCUCCCGAAACGGCACGUUCCUGGACGCGUCGCACGUCGGCAAAGGCCGCAGUCGCGUGUUGCGCAGCGGCAACUUCAUCAGCGUGCUGGCGCCGAAGUUCUUCCUGUUCCGCUUUUGCGACCUCAACAAGAACUUCACGGUGGAUGUGCCGCCGGAGAUCGCCCAGCACUACUACAUGGGCAAGAAGCUGGGCGCCGGCGGCUGUGGCAUGGUGCUCAAGGUGUUUCACGUGCGCUCGUGCACGCCAUACGCCAUGAAGAUCGUGCAGAAGUGUCAGUUCAGUGAGGCGUCCAGAGCGGGCAAACAGAAGGUGCUCAACGAGAUUGAGAUUUUGAAGCGACUCAAGCAUCCGUGCGUGAUUCAGAUGCACGAAAUCGUCAAUCGUCCGGAAGCGGUGUUCAUACUUUUCGAGCUGAUGAAUGGCGGCGAUCUGUGUCAGCGCAUCAUGUCGCAUCCACUGAAGCGACUGCCUGAGGAUCUGGCCCGAGUCUACUUCUUGCAGACGUGCUACGCCGUGUGCUACCUGCACACGCAGAAUAUCACACAUCGUGACUUGAAGCCGGAGAAUAUUCUUCUCGCCACCCGUGAGGACGUGACAUUGGCGAAGGUGACAGAUUUCGGGCUCAGCAAGCUCGUGCGAACGAACAGCGUGAUGAAGACGAUGUGUGGCACACCGCAAUAUGUCGCGCCGGAGGUGGUAAACAAGGACAGGGCCACGUACACGGAGAAGGUGGACACCUGGAGCCUCGGCGUGAUGCUGUACACGGCCGUGUGCGGGGACUUUCCGUUCGUCCUGCACAACGGGCGGCGCCAAGUGACGCUGAGCUCAUUCUUCCGGACCCUGAGCAGGGACGUGCAAGUGCUCAUCUUCGACUGUCUGCGCUUGGAGCCGGAGAAGCGCCCCACAAUCGAGCAAGUGCUCAAGUACAAAUGGCUCGCGGACGAGCGCACGCGAAACACUGUCGCGCAGUUGAUAGAGAACGCCAUCCCAGGAAGUGACGACGCCGCAGUAUGAGCAAUUCAUGAAGUCGCCGGCGAAAAGGAUUCGCGUAGAUUUUCAACACUUUAACAACUUUAAUGCUCUAAUUUUAAUACUGAUGAAAUUUUGUGAUCUCAAAAAAUGUUUCGUUUCUUCACAUUUUGAUGAAUAACCAGUGAAAUGUUGAAUUAUGUUUGUGUUCUUGAGCCUUUUUAUAGGCUCACUUUUGACUUUAGUGAUGAAAAGU